Molecule: messenger RNA, 891 nt
Organism: Ophidiomyces ophidiicola
Lineage: Eukaryota; Fungi; Ascomycota; Eurotiomycetes; Onygenales; Onygenaceae
Exons: 2
Coding region: 1-891 (296 amino acids)
Source: RefSeq, a predicted model, not a curated record
AUGGAAAACACGGGGCGCUUCCCUGCGUUCGAUUCCGGGAGCCAUUAUGGUAUUCAAGGGACACAGAUUUCUGAUGCUAACAAUGCCAAAAAUUUCAUGCUGGACGAAAUUAUGAUGGGCACCGAGCCACAUAUUAAUAGUCAAAUACAACAGUACGAGGAGCCACUCCCCGAUCUUGGGACUGAGGACUUCGCCACCAUGAGCGACCAAGACUUUCUGGCUUUGUUUGCGCAAUGUAAUGCCGCUCAAAACAAUGGGACUCCCAGUGCCAAUGCUAAUGCUGGCCCUGCGGCCCAUGCUUAUGGCCCAGUGCCUGAUUCCACAGUCCUGGCAGCAACGGCCACCCAAGAUCCGAACUAUCAUGAAUCUGAGAACGCAGAUGUCAAUUCGUCUUACCUGAGUAUCAUACAAGGUAACUCAGUUGGAAAUCCGGCAGACAAUGGUUUUGUGCCCCUCACAGACUUAAAAGUCGUCAACCAGCAUGCCGAAGCGCUGGUUGUUACGUUGGGACAUAUUCGAGUUCAGGCCUUAGGCGGGCUGGACUUUCUCCGUCAACUACAUAAUCAAUCACUGAACUUUUAUAUGGACUGUCUUCGCAAACCUAAUGAUGCGGGUGACGAUAGUUGGCAACGGUACUUGGAGGAAAUGAGGUUGAGCUACAAUAUGUUGAGGGACUAUCAGAUGCAAUCUUACAAGACUAUGUGCGGCUCCAUACGCAUAUGGCUUCGUUAUUACUACAAGGUUGUCAACCCAGAAACCCUUCGCAGAACCUCUGAAGAACUCCGUCAAUUCGUGGAUAUUCAACGUCACGUCGUGGGCUAUCGCCUUCCGGAAUGGCAAAACCACCCAGCAUUGGUCAUGAAACAAGAGAAAACUUGCCCUUCAUCCUGA